UCAACUUCUUGGUUUGUACGUCUUUCUUUCAUCUUUAUCUCCUUCUACGUUUUGGUAAAGAAACUUUGAGUUGCAUGCAUGUUUCGUUUUUCUUUUCUAUUAAGUUGAACAGAUGAUAUUCUAGGUAGCAUGGACUAUAGUUUAUGUUCAUACACUCAGUUGCAUGAAUUUAAUUGUGUUUGGUUUUUUGGCUUGAGUUUUUUUUUUUUUUUUUAAGUUGAGCAGAUGAUAUUCUAAGUAGCAUGGCUAUUUAAUAGUUUAUCUUCAUACACUCAGUUGCAUAAAUUUAAUUGUGUUUGGUUUUUUGGCUUGAGUUUUUUUUUUUCUUCUUUUUUUAAGUUGAGCAGAUAAUAUUCUAAGUAGCAUGGCUAUUUAAUAGUUUAUGUUCAUCUACUCGAUUGCUCAAAUUUAAUUGUACUUGUUUUUUUGGCUUAAGUUUUUUCUUCUUCUUUUAAGUUGAGCAGAUGAUAUUCUAAGUAGCAUUGGCUAUUUAAUAGUUUAUGUUCAUACACUCAGUUGCAUGAAUUUAAUUGUGUCUGGCUUUUUGGCUUGAGUUUUUUUUUUUAUUUCUUUAAGUAAUAAAACCAAAGUCCAAAUAUUAUUUUUGCUUUCAUUGAUUUAUUAAAAAAAUAAAGUGUACAUAUCAUUGUUUAGAAUUUGCAUGUUGUUAAUAGCUUAAUAUAUUUACAUGGCAUAAUUUGUGAUGAAUUAGCAGUAAGAAUUAUCUGUAUUAUUUUUAUGAGUAAUUAUUGAUAAAUUUAAUUAGGUGUUUUCGCGGUGCUUUUGGAAGGGAAUAAUGGCUGUAGCUUCUGAUCAAGCCACAAGUAUCUGCAGUAACUGUGACAGAGCGAUUCUUACUUCCAAUCUCGAUUUGCAUGUUGCUCACUGCUCCCGGAAGCUUGAAAAAUGUAAAAUCUGUGGGGAUAUGGUUCCAAAAAGACAUGCAGAAGAACAUUUCUUGAGAACUCAUGUGCCGGUGGCCUGUUCUUUGUGUGGGGAGAAAAUGGAUCGUGAGUUAUUAGCUGUUCACAAAGGUGAAAAUUGCCCACAGAGGAUUGUGGCAUGCGAGUAUUGCGAGUUUCCUUUGCCUGCAAUUGAUUUAUCUGAGCAUCAGGAAGUAUGUGGGAAUAGAACCGAACUCUGCCAUCUUUGUAGCAGAUAUAUUAGGCUCCGUGAAAGAGAUGGCCAUGAGAAUAGAUGUAAUGGAGGCACAAACAAAAUUGCAGAAUCUGUUCCAAAAAGACAUGCAGAAGAUCAGUUCUUGAGCACUCAUGCUCAGGUAGCCUGUUCUUUGUGUAGCAAGACAGUGGAGCGUGAGGUAUUAGCAGUUCACAAACGCAAAAAUUGCCCACAAAGGAUUGUGACAUGCGAGUAUUGCAAGUUUCUUUUGCCUGCAAUUAAUUUACUUAAGCAUCAGGAAGUAUGCGGGAAUAGAACAGAACGCUGCCAUCUGUGUAGCAGAUAUAUUAGGCUCCGUGACAGAAAUGCCCAUGAGAAUAGAUGCAAUGGAGGCACAAAUAACCUUGCAGAAUCUUCCAGGAACAGUAGUCCAGCUGAGAGAGAUCGCGGUGCUCCUAGAAGGAAGCCACAUGAAGUUCCCAAGCCUUGGCUUCUAUUUACAAUUGCAAUAACGGGUGUUGCUGUUUUGUUUGGCUCACUUAUUUUCCAGAGGAAAGAAGAUAGUUGAGUGUGCAAGCAGCUUUACUGUAAUCCAUCAACUGGUACUUUAUCAACUUGAAUUUCUUACUAUCAGAGAAGUCGUGCUAGAACUCAUAAUGUCCCUACAAGCAGUGGUGGAAAUUUACACUGCAUAGAUACAUAAAAGAUUUUUUUUUUUUUUAUAUAUAUGUUGACUCUCCUUGUCUUUUUGAUGUGUUUACUUCUUUAUAUUUUGAUACCUCUCGGUUAAAAUCCUGGCUCCGCCAGUGCCUACAAGCAAUUAACAUGUAAAAUCAAAGACAAAUUCCACUAAUACAUGAACAGAUACUGUUGUAAGUAAUCAGUUUGUAUCUCUAGUUGAUCAAAAUAAUGUAAUUGCCUUCUUGAAAAUUUUCCCAUCCAUGAUGCAAAGAAGAGCAAGUUUUGUAGAUGCUAUAGGAUGCAAUGAGUUAUUUGGAGUCACAACUGC
Lycium barbarum (goji berry) is the source of this 2128-nucleotide messenger RNA. RefSeq lists its product as uncharacterized. The record is from RefSeq and is a predicted model, not a curated record. The transcript has 7 exons. The coding region runs from base 797 to 1687 and encodes 296 amino acids. Gene Ontology annotation, molecular function: zinc ion binding. NCBI's taxonomy places the organism in Eukaryota, Viridiplantae, Streptophyta, Magnoliopsida, Solanales, Solanaceae.